CGCACACAGCACAGCUCCCUUUAUCUACCAUGGCUACGGAGGAUCAGGAGUUCGUGAAGCUGGUCAGUGCAGAGGGUGCAGAAUUUUGGGUCGACCGAAAGUGUGCCAUGGUGUCGGGAACCAUCAAGGCAAUGCUUAGCGGGGGGUUCGGAGAGGCGGCAUCGGGACAGGUGCACUUCGCCGAAAUCUCGACACCAAUAUUGGAGAAGGUCAUCCAGUUCGUGUAUUACAAGGUGCGAUACACCAACAGCGCGACCCGCAUCCCAGAGUUUCACAUCGAGCCGGAGCUGGCGCUGGAGUUGCUCAUGGCCGCAAACUUUCUCGACUGCUGAUUGGUCGAUUCCCUGGCUCGCCACAUGCACGGUGCUGCUCGGGGCGCAGCCGGCGGCGACUCAGCUAUCUUGGUUUCGGAGGAACUCUCGCUUCAGAGGCAGGGAGUGCACGAGCGGUGGGACGGCGAAGCGGUGCCGAGGUAGAUUUAGAUGGUACUGAGUUGGGCACCACUUCACGGUCCCCCAAGAGGCUCACACCGUGUUUGGAGGUGGACCGUCCUCCUUGAUGGAACGGAUGAAUGUUCGGCAGGCUGUGGACCCACCCGCCAGCCGCC
This is a messenger RNA of Ectocarpus siliculosus, 607 nucleotides long. The record is from the annotation of a GenBank genome assembly. Lineage: Eukaryota; Phaeophyceae; Ectocarpales; Ectocarpaceae.